CGCAUCUCGCAUCGCGCAUCGCGCAUCUCUUUCCUGUACAACCAAAACGACCAAAUCACCAUGAACGACCUUGUAGAGUUUCUGCGAACACACGAGGAGGCAUUCCGUAGUCGCAACCGCCUUCAGUCUCUCUAUUCGGACUUCCGCCUACAAAAGACAUCAAACCCGGAUGGAUACCAAGCAAACUCUCAAGCAUGGCUACGUGGCCUGACGGCUGCCGCACGCGCUGGACGAUUACCACCCACAACCACGACAUCUGAACGCCCGAGUCACGUCGCCUUUGGCAGCGGUGAAGAUCUGUCUCGUGCCUUGAACUCGACACAAUGGGGUCGGCCGCUGGCUCUAGGUGCUGUCAUACAGGAUGCUCUUGACAAGCGCGACUUUGUUCCGCUGGACGAUUUUCUGAACUCGACCAAGAGUGUCUAUGCAAAGACCUGGAUACCCUCACCAUGGCAGCUUGUGAGCUGGGGCCUUAAACAGGUCGGAGUCGCAUCACUGUUCGGUACAUCAGACAAGCUGUCAGUCGGCAACUUUGUCGUCAUGGCCAAUGUCGAGGAAGCGGCCAAUGCAAUCAUAGCCAAAGCCUCUCAACUCGAUCAAUCGCUCACCUCCCGCAUCUUCUCCCGCGACCUCUUCGAAUCAGAAUUCGCCCUCGUCCUCGAUCCAACAGCAAAUACCACAGACCACCCUGAAUCCGCCCUCAGCAGCACCGACUUUACAAUCCUCCUCCGCUACCUGUCCCGCGAUAAACCAUACCUCUCCUUCACCUCUACAACAAUCAAGCUCAAACAUCCAUCCGAAACCACUCCUCAACCAAUAACCCAACACGACACGGAUAUCGCAAAUCUACGCACCUUGAUCUCGGCAUUGGAAACACAAGUCAACGCCUUGACCAUUCGAAUCACCACCCUCGACAUCACAGCCAGAGAAGCAGUCGCCGCAAAACGCACCAUCCAAGCCAAAUCCGCCCUCCGCAGUAAAAAGCUCGCCGAAACAACCUUACACACUAGAUCCGCCACCCUGUCCCAGCUGGAAGAAACAUACACGGCAAUCCAAUCAGCAGCCGAUCAAGUGGCAAUCGUAUCCGCCAUGUCCGCAUCAACAGCGGUGUUGAAAUCACUUCACGCAGAAGUAGGCGGCACGGAAGGAGUAGAAGAAGUCGUCGAUCGUCUGCGCGAGGAAAUGGAAAAUGUGGAUGAAGUUGGCCGUGUCAUCAAUGAAGCCAACACUGGAGGACAAGUGGAUGAAGAAGAUGUGGACGAAGAAUUUGCGGCUAUGGAGAAAGUUGAGAGGGAGAAGAGGGAGCAAGAAGAGGUGGAGAAGACGAAGCAGAAAUUGGCGGAAUUGGAAAAGGUGGAGGGGGUGAGGGAGGACAAGGACAAGAACGAGGAAGGAGAGAUGAACAAGCAGUUCGAAAGCACAGAACAGAGAGAGGUGCAGAUGGAAGGGGUGUAG
Molecule: messenger RNA, 1455 nt
Organism: Aureobasidium pullulans EXF-150
Lineage: Eukaryota; Fungi; Ascomycota; Dothideomycetes; Dothideales; Saccotheciaceae
Exons: 3
Coding region: 61-1455 (464 amino acids)
Biological process (GO): vesicle budding from membrane; late endosome to vacuole transport via multivesicular body sorting pathway
Cellular component (GO): ESCRT III complex; multivesicular body; cytoplasmic side of plasma membrane
Source: RefSeq, a predicted model, not a curated record